UGCGCAGCUUGGCCAAAGCGAAAGUGGCCUCUGCUCCUUCUACCCGCUUCCCGGGCGCCCCAGGGACUGGCUAAGACAAGUCCCUUGGUGCCACGGAGCCAGACGGGGAGCUGGAGCUGGGCCUGUGAGUGGGUCCCAGCAAGUUCCUGGUAGGGAGAGAGUGCCGGCGAGCGGCAGGCCCUCGGAGUCGGGAGAGCCGAGUUCGAGUUGGGUCCUGGUUGGGAGACCCUGCGGGUGGUCCAGAAGGAUGGGAAGCCCCUGUAGGAUGAAACAUAAAGUUUUGGAAAGCCCUUUGGGAAAGAUAGAAAUCUCUGGAUGUGAUGCUGGAGUGCAUAGAAUAAGACUUCUGGAAAAAAUAUUCCCGAGGCCUGGGAGCCGCCAAGGCAGUGUCGAGGCCUCCUUUCCUAGGGAAGGGCUCCAGGGCCCCAAGGAAGUGACCGCAGAGCUGGACAAGUGUGCUGCCUGGCUGGAGGCCUAUUUCUGUGCACCAGAGACUGUGGAGGGCCUCCCCCUGCCUGCCUUCCAUCAUCCCUUUUUCCAGCAAGACUCCUUCCGCAGGCGGGUGCUGUACAAGCUGAUGACGGCCGUGAAAGCCGGGGACACCGUGUCCUACGGGCAGCUCGCGGCCCUGGCGGGGAACAGUCGGGCCGCCAGAGCUGUGGGGGGCGUCAUGAGGCACAACCCGGUCCCCAUCCUCAUCCCGUGCCACCGAGUGAUCUGCAGCAGCGGAAAGACGGGCCACUACACGGGCGGAGCCGGCGCGAGCGCCAAGGAGUGGCUGCUGGCGCACGAGCGGCGCCUGAAGGGCGAGGGGGCCCGCUGAGGCGCGGCCCAGCGCCGCCCCGCCUGGCAGCCGGACCCCCGCGCUUCCCAGGCAGCUGACGCCUCGGGGACGGCGAGGCUGGACAAGCAGGCGGGCUCCGGCAGCGGCGCCUGGACUGGCUUCCCAUCUCCAGCCCCGCUUUUGCUCUACUGUUGUGCCCGUUGCACGGCGCGCGGACCAGGAAGCGGCCCGGCCCCGCUUCCUGUUGGUGCUGCCCUCGGCCUCUCCCCGCCCCCUCCAGGGCCCCGCUUUGGGGCGAAUAAAGCUCUCUGGCCGCCCCCUCC
Messenger RNA from Monodelphis domestica (gray short-tailed opossum), 1107 nucleotides. It is a transcript of the gene MGMT, whose product is annotated as O-6-methylguanine-DNA methyltransferase. Gene Ontology annotation, biological process: DNA repair. Lineage: Eukaryota; Metazoa; Chordata; Mammalia; Didelphimorphia; Didelphidae. Gene Ontology annotation, molecular function: methylated-DNA-[protein]-cysteine S-methyltransferase activity. The record is from RefSeq and is a predicted model, not a curated record. Gene Ontology annotation, cellular component: nucleoplasm.